Molecule: messenger RNA, 816 nt
Organism: Sporothrix brasiliensis 5110
Lineage: Eukaryota; Fungi; Ascomycota; Sordariomycetes; Ophiostomatales; Ophiostomataceae
Product: solute carrier family 25 (mitochondrial adenine nucleotide translocator), member 4/5/6/31
Exons: 1
Coding region: 1-816 (271 amino acids)
Biological process (GO): mitochondrial ADP transmembrane transport; mitochondrial ATP transmembrane transport
Cellular component (GO): mitochondrial inner membrane
Molecular function (GO): ATP:ADP antiporter activity
Source: RefSeq, a predicted model, not a curated record
AUGCAGGAUGAGAUGAUCAAGGCUGGCCGUCUUGACCGCCGCUACGAUGGUAUUGCUGACUGCUUCCGUCGCACCAUUGCCGAUGAGGGUGUCAUGUCCCUGUGGCGUGGUAACACGGCCAACGUCAUCCGUUACUUCCCCACGCAGGCCCUGAACUUCGCUUUCCGCGACAAGUUCAAGAAGAUGUUCGGCUACAAGAAGGAGCGUGACGGCUACUGGAUGUGGAUGGCCGGUAACCUGGCUUCGGGUGGUGCCGCCGGUGCCACGUCGCUGUUGUUCGUCUACUCCCUGGAUUACGCCCGUACCCGUCUGGCCAACGACGCCAAGUCCGCCAAGAAGGGUGGUGAGCGCCAGUUCAACGGCCUGGUCGACGUCUACCGCAAGACCCUGGCCACUGACGGUAUUGCUGGUCUGUACCGUGGCUUCGGUCCCUCCGUCGCUGGUAUCGUUGUCUACCGUGGUCUGUACUUCGGUAUGUACGACUCGAUCAAGCCCGUCGUCUUGGUCGGCAACCUGUCCAACAACUUCCUCGCCUCGUUCCUUCUGGGUUGGUGCGUCACCACUGGUGCCGGUAUCGCCUCUUACCCCCUUGACACUGUCCGCCGUCGCAUGAUGAUGACCUCGGGUGAGGCCGUCAAGUACUCGAGCUCUCUGGAUGCUUUCCGCCAGAUCGUCGCUAAGGAGGGUGUCAAGUCCCUGUUCAAGGGUGCUGGUGCCAACAUUCUCCGUGGUGUCGCCGGUGCCGGUGUCCUGUCGAUCUACGAUCAGCUCCAGGUUAUCGUCUUCGGCAAGGCCUUCAAGGGCGGCUCGGGCUAA